AUGUCCGACCAACAAGCCUCCUCGUCCACUCGAGACGAGCAUUCCCCCACACAUGCCCACCCCCAAGGUGGCCCCACGGUCGCCUCAGGCAUGGGAGCAUGGCGUGGCGGCAACCCCCUCGCCAAGACGGGCGCCGCGCUGCCGGCCAACAGCUCUUCUGUUGCCCUGGAUGCUGCGAGCGCCAAUGGCAACGUUGUCCCGGCCCUCGGCGGCUACAAUCCGGGAGACGCCUACUCGUGGACGGAUGGCGAGAUGGAGAUUGCUCUGGACGCGAUGCGGCUGCAUGGCAAGAACUGGCGCAUGGUCUCGCAACACGUCGGCACGCGAAGCGACGGGCAGUGUCGCGACUUUUACAACGCCUUCCGCAAAAAGCUCAAACUUGAUUCGAUGAUUGGGCUGGGACAAGCAUCAACCGCAUCCCCUGAAGACGACGUCGACAUUCAAGGCGAGGGCGACUUUAUCGAAGCUGCUGCAGGCGCGCUGCCCUUCGACGGCGUCAUUCCCGCCCAUUCCAUCCCGUCUGUCACCACGGCCCUUCCCGAUGGCACAAAGCAACUAGUCACAUACUGGACUCGUGUCGAGCGCGAGCGGCUGAUCGAAGGCCUCAAGCAGCAUGGCGGCGAUUGGAGUGCCGUUGCGCAGGUAGUGCAGACCAAGACGGCCACCCAAGUCAGAAACUUUUUCCACACCUACCGUCAGCAAAUGGAUCUGGACCAGCUGCUGUCGUCUACUCCUGAGCGGCGGUUUUCACAGUCGUCAGUGGACGAAAUUGGUAGUGUGCCAAACGCGACUGCAGUUGCCAACGAGGCGGACAGCCAACAUGUGGGCUUCAUGAGUGAUCAUGCUGCGGAGGUGGGCGACUCUCUCGACGUUCACCACGCCGUCGGAGCUGCAACUGAGCCCGUGAUCGAAACUGUGACCCAAGUAGAUGAGGGCAGCAAUGUUGAUGCAGCUCCUCCUGCAGCAGGCUUUGCUGAUUCCAACGAGCUGGCGCAUUCUGAUGAAGAGCAGCAACAUGCCUCUCCUAUGGCUGGCGUCGAAGAGUCCCAGCAACGUGCCGCCGUCGUCCCAGCCCUGGAUCGUAUCGAUUCGAGCCUCGUAGAAGCAACAUCCCCUUCUCUGAACGAGCCAACGCUGCCUUUGAUCGACGAAGCCGCCGUGUCUCACGAGGACUCGGGCCUGCCCUUGCGUGCUGAAACUCCACCACCACCACCACCAGUGGUGGCGGAAGAAGCAUCUGUGGCUGUUGAGGCAGCACCAAUGGCCGUGGAGGAACCACCAUUGGAAGUUCCCGCAGUUUCGGACGAUGCGCCAGCUGCUUAUGAAGCACCUGCAGUACUCGAAGAAGCGUCUGCGGUGCUGCAUGAAACUCCAGUUGCUUUCAAAGACACUCAUAAGGAGCCCACCGCCGCCGCGUCUCCUGCCUGCCACACUGCCGACACCGAUGCCAUGCAAGUGGAAGAUUCUGAAACCUACCCUGCUCAAUUGGAGGCUCCCACUGUUCCGACAGCAGAGACGACGUCCAUGAUGCAAACGGACGAGCACAUCGAGGCGCCAGAGCAAACUCCAUCCUUUGUUGAUCCAGCAUCGAUCCCGAAUCAGCCAACUCCUCUGCCCGAACCUUCGGCACCUCUCGACAUUGCAUCGGACCUCAGCCAGCACCACCCACCUGAGGACGAUACGCCAACCAUUCCGCCGAGCUUCGAGCCUCAUGUCGAACCUACAACGACGGAAAUCGACAAGGAAGUCGACGCGCCAGCGGGCGAGACGGCUGUGGCAAAGGAGGAUGCAGUUGUGGCCGAUCAACACCCCGAGUUUGCUCUUCCAACUACCAGCACGGAAGUCUCGCCGCUUCUGCUAGUGGCGGAACCGAGUGAGCCGGAUCAAACUCUUCAUUCUUCAUCAGAGCUCAGCCAGCAACCUGUGCCCGCCGACGCUGGCGAGGAUGGCACUGUCGUCGCUCCUGUCGACGCUGCCACUCCUGCUGCGGACGUUGUUGUUGCUCCCACUGACGCGGCAGCCGACACUGUUGCAGAAGUUGGGGUGGAAUCCCAACCAGCUGAGCCGCCUUCCUCCGAGUUGCCCGAGUCUCGCAGCCCUGUUGCAUCUGAAGUCGCGUCGGCCGAGGAGGCGCCACUGCUGCCUCCGUCCACUACGGAGGAAGGAGCCAACAACAACGAGGCUCUCCCUUAA
Molecule: messenger RNA, 2193 nt
Organism: Capsaspora owczarzaki ATCC 30864
Lineage: Eukaryota; Filasterea; Ministeriida; Capsasporidae
Exons: 3
Coding region: 1-2193 (730 amino acids)
Source: RefSeq, a predicted model, not a curated record